This is a messenger RNA of Thrips palmi, 4216 nucleotides long. RefSeq lists its product as uncharacterized. Gene Ontology annotation, cellular component: cytoplasm. Gene Ontology annotation, biological process: activation of GTPase activity; regulation of small GTPase mediated signal transduction. The record is from RefSeq and is a predicted model, not a curated record. The coding region runs from base 144 to 3506 and encodes 1120 amino acids. NCBI's taxonomy places the organism in Eukaryota, Metazoa, Arthropoda, Insecta, Thysanoptera, Thripidae. The transcript is spliced from 17 exons. Gene Ontology annotation, molecular function: protein binding; GTPase activator activity.
GACGCGGCAGACUGCGCCGCCAGUCCACGUCGGUGGCUGGGCCGCGAGCACCCAGGUCGCCGGAGAGCUCGUCAACCUGCUCCUCCAGGGACCCGUCCCCGAGCGGCGGCAGACACCAGCUGACGCGCCGCAGCUCCGCCCAGAUGUCCGGGCCGCCGUCGCACGCGCCCGCCAUCCGGCGGCAGUCCACCACGGAGGAGAUCCUGAUUGCCCGGGGCUUCCGGCGUCAGUCGACCACCGAGGAGAUGAUAAGAUGUCGCAACUUCAGGUACGGCAGGUACGCAAUCUCAACGACCCCCUCUCCUACUACGGUGCCCGAGGAAGGGCUGGGGCUCGACAUGGAGCUGCAGAUUCCCGGUACCGGUACCGGGCCGCCAUCCUACCGGCGCCAGAGCUCCCAGUCGGACGACACCGGCCGCUACAAGGGCCGGCGGGACUCGUGCGCGCAGAUCACGGACGGCACGCUGGCCACCAUGACCGUCGAGACGGGGUCCACGUUCUUCGACUCGAGUACGCAGACAGAUCCGUCCCCUCUGUACGACAACAACCACUAUCACGAGGAGUGCCUGCGCUGCAACUCUUGCGGCCUGAACCUGACGGGGCCCAACCAAAAGCGGGCGCGCCGCUUCAAGAACCACAUUCUCUGCGACCUCCACUUCGCGGACGUGGCCCUCAUGGAGUGCUCGGACUUCAUGCAGCAGCUGCGCAGUUUCAAGCCCCAGUCCCUGGGCUGUGCAGUGGCCCGCCGAAAGUCGUCCACCACCCUCAUCUUCCCGCUGCCGCCUCAAGCCUGCUCAGACGAGAUCUGCUCCGAGUACCCGCACAACCUGCUGCCCACGCCGGGCUACUGGAUCGAGUGCUCGCGCCAGAAGAUCCCGAACGACACGAUCUGGGACGAGUCAGAGUCGGAGCGCGAGGAGCGCGAGGAGGAGCGCGACCGGGGCCCCUCGGCCGGUCAGUCCAGCAUCCUUUAUACGCUGCUCAGGGAGGACGACGACGACGCGGACGACGAGGAUGGCCGGCGGUCGUCGUGCCUGGUGGAGGAGGACGGCGAGGACGACGACUCGUACACGGAGCCGCCGCCGCGCCAGAAGACGACCAUCGAGGAGCAGUGGGAGAAGAACCAGUGCUUCGAGCUCACCUCGGUGGAGCAGGAGACGUACGAGAAGUACUUCUACGGCACGGAGCACUGGAACUACUUCACCAGCGACGAGGACCUCGGCCCCGUCGUGCUCUCCAUCAAGCAGGAGCAGAUCAACGGACGCGACCAGUUCCGCAUCCUGGUGCGGGCCAUCAGCUACACGGUGCACGGCCUCAUCCCCGCGUCCUGCGUCUUCGCCGACCGCUACAACCGCGAGGAGGUGGUGCGGUCCCUCGGCAAGGAGGUCAACAUCAACCCGCCGCUCAUGCUGGGCCAGCUGCCGGACACGCCCGAGGAGCUGCUAAAGCUGGACCAGGUCUUCAUCAAGUCGGAGCUCAAGGUGGGCGUGCUGUUCGUCAAGGAGUCGCAGCACACGGAGGAGGAGAUCCUGGACAAUAACACCAACUCGCCGCUCUUCUCCGAGUUCCUGCAAGUCCUGGGGGAGCGCGUCCGCCUCAAAGGCUUCGACAAGUACAAGGGCGGCCUGGACACGGUGCACGACCUGACGGGGCUCUACUCGGUGUACACCAACUGGCGCAGCAUCGAGAUCAUGUUCCACGUGUCGACGCAGCUGCCCUACGAGAAGAACGACCCGCAGAAGCUCCAGCGCAAGCGGCACAUCGGCAACGACAUCGUGUGCGUCGUGUUCCUGGAGGCGGACAACACGCCUUUCUCGCCCGCCUGCAUCAAGUCCCACUUCCUGCACACCUUCAUCCUGGUGCGCACCUCGCCCAAGAUCAAGCGCAAGCCCACGCGCUACGAGGUGUCCGUGGUGACGCGCGACGAGGUGGGCGCCUACAAGCCCUACCUGUGGGAGCAGAGCGUCUUCGACAAGGGGCCCAUGUUCCGAGAAUGGCUGCUCACCAAGAUCGUCAACGGCGAGCGGGCCUCGUACUCGGCGCCCAAGUUCGCGCGCAUGCAGGAGCGCACCCGGUCGCAGAUGCUGGAGGACCUGGUGGCCAACCUGGCGAACCACGCCGAGACCGGGCAGAUCCCCAAGCCGUACCGCCGCGGCUCGUGGCGCCCCAUCGGCCACAUGCGGCCGUCCAGCCCGCUGCUGGACUCGGUGCGCGACCGCUUCGAGGACUACGACGUCCUGGCCAAGGACUUCAGCCGGUGCUUCCUCAACACGGAGGAGAACAUGGCGGUGAACGCGGGGCUGUUCGACGUCACGUUCCUCGUCGGCCAGAGCAAGCAGAAGGUCAAGUUCGUGGGGGUGCGCGCCAUCCUGGGCGUGCGCUCGCGCGUCUUCCAGGAGCUACUGUACGGCAUCCAGACGGGCUUCGGCUCGCCGCAGGUGCCCGUCGCCGAGCUGCUGGCGCGCCCCGUGCCGCCGCUGCACUCGCCGCAGAAGCCCAAGAGCAGCAACUUCCUGCAGGUGCCGGACAUGGAGACGCCGAGGCCGAAGAGCGUCCCCAGCAGCCCCAUGGUGAAGCGCGCCUUCUCCAGGCUGGGGAACCUGACGGCGGGCUGGGGCCGGUCCAUCCGCAAGCAGCAGAGCCAGCUGCAGGUCGAGGACAAGAAGAAGUGGGCGUCGUCGCAAGACUGUUCGAACAAGGAAAGCAAGGACCGCGACAAGGACAAGCAGGGAGGCCAGCUCGCGGUGCCCAGGCUGAGCGUGAGCGCGGACGAGAAGAUCGACAGAGCCAAGCUGGCCCAGACCGAGUUCAACAUCAUCGAGUUCGACCCGGAGACGUUCCGGCUGCUGCUGGACUACCUGCACACCAGCACCUGCCCGCUGACGUGCGCCAACAUCCCCGGCCUCAUCUGCGCCGCCGAGCACUACGACCUGCCCGAGCUGCUGCAGGCGUGCUUCCACCACGCCAAGCAGUUCCUCAGGAUAGAAGUGGUGUGCGUCAUGCUGUGCUCCCUGGAGAACUACUACUGGCGGUACACCUCGGCCUCGGAGCUCGUCAACAUGAUCCUGGCCUUCGUCGAGACCCGCGCGCAUCAGCUGUUCCAGACGCCCGACUUCCUCACGCUGUCCGAGUCCAUGGUGCAGAUGAUCAUGUGCCGGUCGCUGGAGGUGCCCGAGGUGCGCAAGUUCGAGGCCAUGCUGGGCUGGGCGCGCCACCGCAUCCGCAGCAAGACGUCGAGCAAGAUGGACGCCAAGCUGGAGUUCAAGAUGAUCAUGGAGCGGCUGGCGCGCGACCUCAAGCUGUACCGCAUCUCGCCGCAGGAGCUCAUCAAGAUCGUGCUGCCCAGCAAGGCCAUCAAGAACGAGCGCAUCCUGGAGACGCUCAUGUUCCAGGCCAACUCGGGCAUGUACCGCAUGAACGAGAGCUACCUCGAGGCGUGCCAGAAGCGGCUCGCCAAGCAGGACUCUCGCUUCAGCGAGUGGGAGUCGUUCGACGUGGGCCUGUAGAGUCUACAGUGCAGCGGCCACCCCGCGAAAUGCCCCACGGGGGGUGAACCACCGAGCCUCCUGCCACGCCCGUUGGGUCGUGGGUCCCACGGGGGGACGAAAACAGAAACGAAACCGAAAACGCGGAAAAUCUAGUUCCCGCUGAGCUGCCCCUUUCCCUACCCCCGAAGCUGCCUCCGGCUGCCUCUGCCUCCGGGACUGGCGUCUCGGGCCCCUCGUAUGUAUUUCCAAAGUCGCGAAAUCUUCCCGAAUCGCCCGCUGAGGCGGACCGCCCUACUUUAACCUUUAUUUGUUUAAUUCGGAAUAAUGUUUUGUCGCACAAAAAAUGUCGACUGGUAGUGUGUGAGUUUGGUGGGCAGCCGCGUGGCUUCGGUCGGGUGCACCGCAAGUCCUCGUCGCGCCACGGAGGGCGGGGACACUGCAGACGGGUUCCGAGAGUCAGUGUCGUCGCUCUGUCUCACAGCGACGAAAGCGGCUCUCGGAGUCAGUGUGCUGGCGGGCCGCGACCGCGCCGCGACUGGCUCCCUGCUCUUGUGUUGUUUUCGGUUCGGCGUGCGCUGCCCGAGUCUCAUUCAAGGCUGAAAAAGUCGGUUGGGUGGCACACUCUAAAAGUCGUCUAGUCGAGACUCUCCAUUCAAUGUACCUCUUAGAUAUUUUGUCGAAUUUCUUUGGUGUUGUGGAUAAAAUCUCCACUGUCAUGUCAGUGCAGC